GGAGAGAGCGAGGCCGGGUAGCCGGGAAGGCGGCUUGCUGCGGAGGAGUUGAGCCAGCCGGAGGGGCUCCCGCUGUGCCAGGCGGGCAGUGCCAAAUCCCAGGAGCCCAGAGCUGGGGGGAGGGCCGGGGACAACCCGGCCCUGCCCCCUUCCCGAGAGAGGUGCCCAUCAACUUGGGAAGAAAAGUUGGGCAUCGAUCGCAGUCGCGGUGCCCCGAGGAUGGGCAGGGUCCCGCUGGCCUGGUGCUUGGCGCUGUGGUGCUGGGGGUGUGCAGCUCCUAAGGCAGACACCCAGACUGAGGCUGACAGCCCGUUUGUGGGGAACCCAGGGAAUAUCACCGGUGCCAGAGGACUCACAGGAACCCUUCGGUGUGAGCUCCAGGUUCAGGGGGAACCCCCUGAGGUGAUGUGGCUUCGGGACGAACGGGUCUUGGACCUGGCUGAUAACACCCAGACCCAGGUGCCUCUGGGCGAAGACUGGCGAGAUGAGUGGAAAGUUGUCAGCCAGCUCAGAAUCUCAUCCCUGCAACUUGCAGAUGCGGGGGAGUACCGGUGCAUGGUGUACCUGGGGGGACAGACCUUCCUCUCUCAGCCUGGCUUUGUGGGGCUGGAAGGUCUCCCGUACUUCUUGGAGGAGCCUGAGGACAAAGCUGUGCUGGCCAACACCCCCUUCAACCUAAGCUGCCAGGCCCAGGGACCCCCUGAGCCCGUGAACCUACUGUGGCUUCAAGACGCUGUUCCCCUAGCCACCGCCACCGUCCCAGGCCACAGCUCUCAGCACAGGCUCCAAGCCCCAGGUCUGAACAAGACAUCUUCUUUCUCCUGUGAAGCCCACAACGCCAAGGGAGUCACCACCUCCCGUACCGCCACUAUCACAGUGCUUCCCCAGAGGCCUCACCAUCUCCACGUGGUUUCGAGACAUCCCACGGAGCUAGAGGUAGCUUGGACGCCUGGCCUGAGUGGCAUCUACCCACUUACCCACUGCAACCUGCAGGCUGUGCUGUCAGACGAUGGGGUGGGUGUCUGGCUGGGAGAGCCGGAUCCUCCGGAAGAGCCCAUCACGCUGCAAGUAUCCGUGCCCCCCCACCAGCUUCGGCUGGAAAAGCUCCUUCCUCACACCCCAUAUCACAUCCGGGUAUCCUGCACGAGCAGCCAGGGCCCCUCACCCUGGACCCACUGGCUCCCCGUGGAGACCACGGAGGGAGUGCCCUUGGGCCCCCCCGAGAACGUUAGCGCCAUGCGGAAUGGGAGCCAGGCCCUCGUGCGUUGGCAGGAGCCAAGGGUGCCCCUGCAGGGCACCCUGUUAGGGUACCGGCUGGCGUAUCGAGGCCAGGACACCCCUGAGGUACUUAUGGACAUAGGACUAAAGCGAGAGGUGACUCUGGAACUUCGGGGGGACAGGCCUGUGGCUAACCUGACUGUGUCUGUGGCAGCCUAUACCUCGGCCGGGGAUGGGCCCUGGAGCCUUCCUGUGCCCCUGGAGCCCUGGCGCCCAGGGCAAGGACAGCCACUGCACCAUCUGGUGAGUGAACCCCCACCUCCUGCCUUCUCGUGGCCCUGGUGGUAUGUACUGCUGGGAGUAGUUGUGGCCGCUGCCUGUGUCCUCAUCUUGGCCCUGUUCCUUGUCCAUCGGAGGAAGAAGGAGACCCGCUAUGGGGAGGUAUUCCAGCCAACAAUGGAAAGAGGUGAACUGGUCGUCAGGUAUCGUGUCCGGAAGUCCUACAGUCGCCGGACCACCGAAGCCACUUUGAACAGCCUGGGCAUCAGCGAAGAGCUGAAGGAGAAGCUCCGAGACGUCAUGGUAGAUCGGCACAAGGUGGCCUUAGGGAAGACACUGGGCGAAGGAGAGUUUGGUGCGGUGAUGGAGGGCCAGCUCAACCAGGAUGACUCCAUCCUCAAGGUUGCUGUGAAGACAAUGAAAAUUGCCAUCUGUACAAGAUCAGAGCUGGAGGAUUUCCUGAGUGAAGCUGUCUGCAUGAAGGAAUUCGACCACCCCAACGUCAUGAGGCUCAUUGGUGUCUGCUUCCAGGGUUCUGAUCGAGAGGGUUUCCCAGAACCUGUGGUCAUCUUGCCUUUCAUGAAGCACGGAGACCUGCACAGUUUCCUCCUGUAUUCCCGGCUUGGGGACCGGCCAGUGUUUCUGCCCACUCAGAUGCUGGUGAAGUUCAUGGCUGACAUUGCCAGUGGCAUGGAGUACCUGAGUACCAAGAGAUUCAUCCACCGGGACCUGGCUGCCAGGAACUGCAUGCUGAAUGAGAACAUGUCCGUGUGUGUAGCAGACUUUGGGCUCUCCAAGAAGAUCUACAACGGGGACUACUACCGCCAAGGGCGCAUUGCCAAGAUGCCAGUCAAGUGGAUUGCCAUUGAGAGUCUGGCAGAUCGAGUCUACACCAGCAAAAGUGACGUGUGGUCCUUUGGAGUGACAAUGUGGGAGAUCGCUACCCGAGGCCAGACUCCCUAUCCAGGAGUGGAGAACAGUGAGAUUUACGACUACCUGCGCCAGGGAAAUCGCCUGAAACAGCCUGUGGACUGCCUGGAUGGCCUGUAUGCCCUGAUGUCCCGGUGCUGGGAGCUGAACCCUCGAGACCGGCCAAGUUUUGCAGAGCUUCGGGAAGACCUGGAGAACACGUUGAAGGCUCUGCCCCCUGCUCAGGAGCCCGAUGAAAUCCUCUAUGUCAACAUGGAUGAGGGCGGAAGCCACCUUGAACCCCGCGGUGCUGCUGGGGGAGCUGACCCCCCAACCCAACCUGAUCCGAAGGAUUCCUGCAGCUGUCUCACUGCGGCUGACGUCCACGCUGCUGGACGCUAUGUCCUUUGUCCUUCCACAGCUCCUGGACCCACUCUGUCUCCUGACCGGGGCUGCCCAGCACCCCCAGGGCAGGAGGAUGGAGCCUGAGACAGUCUUCCACAUUCUCGGAUACAGGCGGCGCAGGAGGCGCGGCACUGGGACACCCUCUCAGGAUCCAAGCUAGGCACUGCCACUGGGGGGAAGCUCACCCCCGCUUUGCCACUCCGGGCCUUCUCCCCAGCUGCAGCAUGGCCUUCCCUCCCUUCUCCAACUCAGCGCAGCAGAAAGACAUGUCCUGCUUUCUGUGCCAUAAACAUCCUAGCCAUAAAAAGAAGGGUUGGGCUGCAGUCUCGAAGGAUCUUCUCAGAUCUUACGUCCCACCAUUCUAGAUUCUAAGGUUGGAGUCUAGAUUUCAAGGUUCUAGGUCUCAGAGGUGAUGAGGAGUCCUCGAUGCUAAGGAACCGAGAUGCUGGUUUCUAGGUCUAAUGUGCUGUUGUUGUAGACAUGGCCACUGUCUGGAGGCUCUGAGGUUCUAGAUUUUUCUGGUUCUAAAAUUCUUGGUGAUGCCCCCAUGGUUUUUGGUUGUAUGGCUCUGAGAUCCUGGGAUCUAGACUUUAUUUUUCUGGAGCCUGAGGUUCUAUAAGUGGAAGCUUUUAGGUUUUGAAAUUCUAAAGAUUCUAGGUGUGAAGGUUCUAAGGCACACUGUUCUCAAAUUUAACAGUGCUGCAUGUCAUAAUACUCCAGACCAUAAUGUUUCAAUUCUUGUUUUCUUAAUUCCUAAGAUUCCAGUGAUGGUGAAUUACAGCCUCCAAGACAUUAACAUCAUAGAUGCUUUUAUGUAACAUCUUGCAUCUCAAGGAAAUAUGAUUCUAUAAUCUGAAAUUCAAAAGCUUUAAGAGUCUCCAGCCUGAGUUUCUAAGUUAUGAUGUGAUGAUGACCUAGAAUGUGGUCCAAGGUUCUAGAUUCUCUAAGAUUCCAUAUCAUAUGCUCCAGGAUUACAGAUCAUUGAACUCUAAAGCUCUGAUGAUGGCCUCCUCUUGAUCUCAGGCACUGUAAGAUGCUGUGGGUCCAAGACUCUGGGUCCUAAGAGGCUCACAGUUAAUUGUGACUAACUAGACACCAAAGUUCUAACCAUUCCUAAUGCUGGACACCUCUAGGUUCUGUGCUGCUUUCUGCCUUCCUAGCACUUAAUUAAAGGCCAGAGAAGACAUACUUCUAAAAAUAUUAAGGCUCUAAGCACUCUAAUUUAGGAAUCCAAUGUUCUUAGUGUCUAAGAUUCUGAAGGUCCGCAGGUCUAGAAUAUCAGGUACGAAGCCAAGGUUGGAACCUUGUAGCAUUCUUCUCUAAGCCCUUUCCCUCCUUAGCCACCUAUGCUUCCUGCCCAUGGUGUGGGGUGCACCCCACCUUAAGCCUGUGCAAUGCAUUGGGAAUGUCUUCCCUUCAAGCGAUGGACCAUCUUCCCUCCUUUUGGGUCAUGCUGUCCCUUGAGCCAAUCUCUCAUCCCUGUCUGAAGUAUGGACUCUGGUACCUCCAGAGAGGCUCAGAUCACAUAAAACUUUUGUCAAUCAC
Messenger RNA from Mesocricetus auratus (golden hamster), 4356 nucleotides. It is a transcript of the gene Axl, whose product is annotated as AXL receptor tyrosine kinase. Gene Ontology annotation, molecular function: protein binding; ATP binding; transmembrane receptor protein tyrosine kinase activity. Gene Ontology annotation, biological process: negative regulation of apoptotic process; phagocytosis; cell surface receptor protein tyrosine kinase signaling pathway. The transcript is spliced from 20 exons. Bases 220 to 2895 code for a protein of 891 amino acids. The record is from RefSeq and is a predicted model, not a curated record. Lineage: Eukaryota; Metazoa; Chordata; Mammalia; Rodentia; Cricetidae. Gene Ontology annotation, cellular component: signaling receptor complex.